CAGGUGCCUGUCAGUCAUUCUGCAACCUGAGGUUUUCCGAUGUUGGAAGAGGAGCAGUGCCUCAUCAAGGUGCCAAGGAUAUCAGACAUCAAGGGCAAUCUCUGGCUUUUGUUGAUGGGAACAAUCAAUAUGUUAGUCAGAGUAUUCCAUCUUUGUGCAGAAUUCAUGCUCAAUAGAUUUGGUCAUCAUCCAUUUUGAAAGGUCAUGGACAGGGGCGAAGGUCGGUAUCUAGCCACCCUUUUUGAGGAUAAAACCUUUUUCCUCGUCAAUUAAAAGAGGAAGGAUUCAAUCAAGCAGUUAAUUUGGUUUAUUGUAGCUAUAUUUCAUUUAUCAUUGCCUUGCACAGGAGAAUGCGUGACGUACAGCCAAGUCAAUGUCAGCAGUUCUUCAAGAAUCAGUCGGAGGGAGACAGAAUGCACAGCAUCAAGCCAGCGACAGCAGAAAGUGCAGUCGAACCGAGAGGACCUGUGUCGUCGACGGGCUGAUAACCACUGCACGGAUGCCUGGUCCAUAACGGAUAUCACACUGAAUUUGUUUUAAUGUCAUCGUAUGGUUUAACUGUAGGACGCUGAAUAACAACCGUUCUUUUUCUCUGAAUCGCGCCAUCGCAGUUGGUCUUUCAUUCGGAGGGCUUGCCCUUUCUCCGGGAGUCUGGAUGGAAGCAACACUGCCAGUAGCUGAGGGAGCGGUUGGGCUGUCAGAGGCCAGGGAAGCGAGUCCUUUUUCCGGGGCCACAGCAUCCGAGGAUGCGGACACUGUCAUUGGAGUAAGCUAUGGAAUGGAUAGCGACUUCGAUUUUUCUGCUAGAAAAGCACACAUCACUGAGCUGCCUGGUGUCUCAGGCCUACCAGGCCAGGGGAAGAGGAUGGGCCACAGGGGAGUGGACGCGUCCGGAGAGACCACCUACAAGAAGACCACGUCGUCUGCCCUGAAAGGUGCCAUCCAGCUGGGCAUCGGCUACACAGUGGGCAACCUGAGCUCCAAGCCUGAGAGAGACGUCCUCAUGCAGGACUUCUAUGUGGUGGAGAGCGUCUUCUUUCCCAGUGAAGGCAGCAACCUGACUCCUGCCCACCACUUCCCAGACUUCCGUUUUAAGACGUAUGCUCCCGUGGCCUUCCGCUACUUCAGGGAGCUCUUUGGGAUCAGGCCCGAUGACUACCUGUACUCCCUGUGUAACGAGCCCCUGAUUGAGUUGUCCAACCCCGGGGCCAGUGGCUCUGUGUUCUACCUGACCAAGGACGAUGAGUUCAUCAUCAAGACCGUUAUGCACAAGGAGGCCGAGUUUCUACAGAAGCUGCUGCCUGGCUACUACAUGAACCUCAACCAGAACCCUCGUACCCUGCUCCCCAAGUUCUUCGGCCUGUACUGCAUCCAGUCUGGCGGUAAGAACAUCCGCAUGGUGGUCAUGAACAACGUUCUACCGCGCGCCGUCCGCAUGCACCUCAAGUUCGACCUGAAGGGCUCCACGUACAAACGCUGUGCCUCCAAGAAGGAGAGACAGAAGGCCAAGCCCACCUUCAAAGACCUGGACUUCAUGCAGGACCUGCAGGAUGGCCUGAUGCUGGACCAGGAUAUGUACAGCGCUCUGGUCAAGACACUGCAGAGAGACUGUCUGGUGCUGGAGAGCUUUAAGAUCAUGGACUACAGCUUGCUGCUGGGGGUCCAUAACAUCGACCAGGCAGAGCGGGAGCAGCAGAUGGAGGGAGGAGAGAAGGAUGAGAAGAGGCCCGUGGCCCAGAAGGCCCUCUACUCCACCGCCAUGGAGUCUAUCCAGGGAGGGGCCGCCUGCGGAGAGUCUAUCGACACCGACGACACGAUGGGCGGCAUCCCAGCAGUCAACGGGAAAGGAGAGCGUCUACUCCUCUACAUCGGAAUCAUCGACAUCCUGCAAUCCUACAGGUUAAUAAAGAAACUGGAGCACACGUGGAAGGCUUUGGUUCACGAUGGGGACACCGUAUCAGUCCAUCGGCCUGGCUUCUAUGCAGACAGGUUCUUCAAAUUCAUGAGCAGCAAUGUGUUCAAGAAGAGCUCCUCCUUGAAGUCUUCUCCCAUUAAGAAGGGUCGUGUGGGCCUGACGGUGCCUAAGUACACCGGCCCUGGAGCCGCCUGGUCAGCCAGCCAGUUGCCCUCGGAGGGAGACGAUAACAUAUAUGACCUGAGAGGAGCACGCAGCUUCCCCACGCUGGAGGACGAGGGGCGACCAGACCUUCUACCCUGCACCCCUCCGUCGUUUGAGGAGGCGACCACGGCCUCCAUCGCCACCACGCUCUCCUCCACCACCUCUCUGUCCAUCCCAGAGAGGUCUCCCUCAGAUGCUGGAGCAGAGAACCCCCGCUACAGGUACCAGAACAACAGCUCUGAGAGAAGGAGGCACACCCAGUCUGUCAGCCAUGACGGGAGGACCCAGGAGGAAGUGCGUGAGGAGGAGCAGCAGACCAUCACGGUGGAGGUGGAGGUGAAGCGACAUGACAGCGAGCCCAUCAUCACGGCCCCACAGCCAUCUCCAGAGACCAGUGAGAUACCAGAGGUAGCUGAGGCUUCUGCUGAUGUUGUUGCCCCACCCUCCACCUCUCCCCCGGCUCCUGAGGCCUCUGCUGCUGAGGCCCCUGACCCAGAGGCCCCUGCCAGUUCCAAGUUGGUGGUGGUGGAGGUAGAGGGGGACCGCCGGGGCAGCAUGGUGUCAGGGUCCGGCUGCACCAGCCAAGCCUCCCAGGACGACGAGGAUGAUGUAACAAUCACAGACAUCUACUUUCCCCCAGAGGACAGGACCUGGGUGUACUCCCCUCUGCACUAUGGCAGUGAGUCUAAUACCUUGCCGGAUGGGGAGGAGAGCGAGACAUAAACACUCCUCCAUAGAGCUGAGAGGUGAAUGACUCUGUGGAGAGAGGAGCCAUCAGAUUGAUCCCCAGGCCUUUGAGUGGCAGGCAGCAGAAUGAUUCCAGUCCCGACCUGUAUUUUAAACCAUGGAUACAAAAGCAGAACAGACGAAAUACUGUGAGGAAACCCCCCCUAGACAUCCCGUUAUCAUUGUGUUGAUGAUAUGAUCCAUUCCUCUCCUUUCACCCCCACCUCAACCAAAAAUGACCCUACCAUGAUAAAAACAGGGCCUCAAAUGGCUAUGCUACGUCUAGCAUGCCCCAUGAGAACAGGGGCGUUGGGUCGUCUCUGUUACUCGCCACACAUUCCCAACGGUUGAUUAAGUCAAAUGGUCACAUAUAUUUUAUUGAUAUCAUGUUAAUUUAUAUUGUUUGCUUUUUCUUUGUUUUUAGUUUAGUUUCUUUAUUUUCUGAACUUUUUUCACCACUUUAUUUAUUUUCAUAAACAGAAAAAAUGAUUGCUAGACUGUGUUUCACAAAACAUGAUUUUGUGCGUAUUUAUAAGCCUACUGUAUUAUUUGACAGGUUUAUUUUUUAGUUGUCAAGUAUUUAUUUUAACAUUUCUAUCACAGUAUUGCUACACUUCCCAUACACUCCUGCUGAAUGCACCUCUCAUGAGUCUCCAAGCCUCAAAACCAGAUCAUCGCAACACCAACUAAUGUUGAGACAUUGUCUAUCAUUUCAGAAUCCUACAUCAUUACAAUGUCUUCCAGGACCACCCAGCUUUUGGAUAAAUGCAACAACAACAACAAAUUCCAAGCAUAAUGAGUUAUUGAGUUCUCUUAAUAUGAAAUGAAAUGCCAACAGUUUAGCAAUCACAUUUUUGGCUCUGGAUUUGAGCUCCACUGGACAUGGGUAUUAGCCAGGCUAGUAGGCUAACUCAAAGUCCUCCUGACUUCAGAGUCUGGAAAGGCUAUUUUGACGUCGGCACGAUGCGACGAUAAGGAAGGGGAUGUGCUUGUUUUACUGAUUGGUUCUCUUCUGUAUUUUUCUCAUUCCAACACCCACAUGGACAGCCAUUCACAGAUAUCCAAUACAACUGUUGAAUUUUCAAAUCCAAACAACAUGAGGGCUCAACCUCUCCAGGAAAAAAAAUAAAGAAAAAAAACUAAGAACUAAUCAAAACUCAUCAGUACAUUCAGGAGCACAUCUCUGCGCAAAUACUGCAUUUACAAUGGCCUCCUUUCCAGACCAGUGUGUCACAGCUCUCCCUUGCUGUGAGUCACUUGAGUCAGAUCAGCCAGGCUAGUGACCUUAGGCUAAUGGAUUGGAUUACUUAGGACAAAUAACAAUAUCAUAUCAUGGCCAGAAUUAAUUCAUACUUCUGUUAUUUAGUAAGUGUUAAUCAGAAAGGGAAUUCAGGCUGCACUUUAUGUAUUAACCAUCAUUAGAUGUGAAAGUGACGUCUUUAUCACAAUCCUCUGGCAUAGGAUUCAUGUUUUUUAGUCUUUAUGUGGAUUACAUGUUUUAAGAUUUAAGUUACAUUUUUAACACUUUUAUUGCUCUUUUUCUGUUUCACACUUAGCUUUUUAAAUUCAAGUUGGUGUGUUUGUAUGUCUGUGUGUGAGGCAAGGUGUCAUAACUUGUAAAAUACUUACGUGCAGUGGCCAGUUAAUCAGUUGUUAAUGUCAUCAAGAGACCAUAGCAGCAAUAUUUUCUACAGUGCAGUAGUUGUAAAGUUACUUUUAAUUGCCUUAAAUAGACAUUAAAAUUAAAAUAUUGAUUUGAUUUUUCAUUCUAGUGCUGUUGUAUUUAUUCAUUUCAAGUAAUUUGUUCAAUCCCGUGGUUGUGCUCCUGAGAAUGUGUAUAUAGAAUUAUAAAUACAUAUAUAAAGAUAUAAAUAUAUUUUCAAUUUGAAUUGGAGAAUAUUAUUUUUAUUUGAUUAAAUGUUUUGCUGCCGGCAAGAAAAGAUGAAGAGCAACACAUGAAUUUCUGUACCAUAUGUUUUAAUGAGCUGACAAAAUGCAGCUCUAUUUAUGGUGUAUAAAUCACUGCUGUCUCUGUAUGAUAUCUGUAACUGAAGAGUUUUACUGUACAUGCACAUCAGUAGGGGUUCUUCCAACAGUUUAGCUGUAUUUGUGUGUGUGUGUGUGUGUGUGUGUGUGUGUGUGUGUGUGUGUGUGUGUGUGUGUGUGUGUGUGUGUGUGUGUGUGUGUGUGUGUGUGUGUGUGUGUGUGUGUGUUUUCAAAUCGCUAUGUGCCCUCACUUAGGGAGAGUCCUUUACAGAGACAGCAUGAUUUAAAAAUGAAUAUGCAUAUCAGAAAUAUGUCUAGUGCAUUGGGAAAGUAUUCAGACCCCUUGACUUUUUCCACUUUUUGUUAUGUUACAGCCUUAUUCUAAAAUAUAUUUUUCAAAAUGUAUCUCUCAAUCUACACACAAUACCUCAUAAUGACAAAGAAAAAACAGGUUUUUAGACAUUUUUGCAAGUGUAUAUUAAAAAAAAAUAACUAUCAGAUUUACAUAAUUAUUUAGACCCUUUACUCAAUACUUUGUUCAAGCCCCCUUGGCAGUGAUUACAGCGUUGAGUCUUCUUGGGUAUGACGCUACAAGCUUGGCACACCUGUAUUUGUUGAGUUUCUCCCAUUCUUCUUUGCACAUCCUCUCUGUCAGGUUGUAUGGGGAGCGUCGCUGCACAGCUAUCUUCAGGCCUCUCCAGAGGUGUUCGAUCGGGUUCAAGUCCAAGCUCUGGCUGGGCCACUCAAGGACAUUCAGAGACUUGUCCUGAAGCCACUCCUGCGUUGUCUUGGCUGUGUGCUUAGGGCUGUCCUGUUUGAAGGUGAACCUUCGCCCCCAGUCUGAAGUCCUGAGCGCUCUGGAGCAGGUUUUCAUCAAGGAUCUCUCUGUACUUUGCUCCGUUCAUCUUUCCCUCGAUCCUGACUAGUCCCUCAGACCAUGCCACUGAAAAACAUCCCCACAGCAUGAUGCUGCCACCACCAUGCUUCACCGUAGGGAUGGUGCCAGUUUCCUCCAGAUGUGACGCUUGGCAUUCAGGCCAAUGAGUUCCAUCUUGGAUUCAUCAGACCAGAGAAUCUUGUUUCUCGUGGUCAGAGUCCUUUAGGUGCCUUUCGGCAAACUCCAAGCGGGCUGUCAUGUGCCUUUUACUGAGGAAUGACUUCUGUCUGGCCUGAUUGGUGGAGUGCUGCAGAGAUGGUUGUCCUUCUGGAAGGUUCUCCCAUCUCCACAGAGGAACUCUGAAGCUCUUUCAAAGUGACCAUUGGGUUCUUGGUCACUCCAAUCAAGUUGUAGAAACAUCUCAAGGAUGAUCAAUGAAACAGGAUGCACCUGAUCUCAAUUUUGAACAAAGGGGCUGAAUACUUAGGUUAUUUCUGUUUAUUUUUAAUAUAUUUGCUAAAAUGUCGAAACCUGUUUAUGCUUUGUCAUCAUGAGGUAUUGUGUGUAGAUUGAUGAGGAAAAACAAUCAAUUUUAGAAUAAGGCUGUAACGUAACAAAAUGUGGAAAAAGUUAAGGGGUCUGAAUACUUUCCAAAUGCACUGUAUAUCUGUGUAUAUUCAUCUAUUUAUACACCUAUACAUAAAUAGGUGUGUGUGUGUUUGGACUCAAUAAAGCAGUUAUAUGUCUAUGAAAUAGAGUAUUUGCCCAUGUUUCCAAAGUUGUGUGUGUCUGUGUAAUUCCAUGUCUAUAUAGCUGAUGUUGGCAAGCAGGGUAUUCCCUCCAUGUGUCUCUCGUGCUACUGUUCAGCGUAUGCUGUGAAAAACAAUCUUCGUUGUGAUGUGCUUGAUUUUCGUGUGGCCUUUUCCCCUUAGCUUGCAAUAAAGCACACAGAAGAUACAUUUUAAGAGAAGCAUAUUGACCUGCUUAGUAUAGAAUUCAACUUUUCAAUUGGUGAGAAUAGCAACAUGAUGUUCAAGGCACAGUACUCAAAAAUAUCUUUGAUUUAUGACAUCUUAUCUGAGCAGUACUGGUGAAUGAGGGAGGUAAAGAACAUGUUUCAUAACAACACUCAGGAAAAUGUUACUGUAGUUGGUCCUCAUCACUACAGAAACGUUUCUGAGGUUACCAGUGAGUCACUUGUCAACUGAGCUGAUUAUUAUGCUAAACCACAAAUGAAGUUCAUUACUAGACUGGUGGUUACACUUUUAAGUAGGAGGCCUACAGCUAUAACAAUACAAUUGAAUAGUAGGAAAGUGUUUAAAUAUGUUAUGCAAUCAUGGUUUUAUUAUGUCAAAAUUAUGAGGUUCUUAUGAAAUAUUUUGAUAAGUAUUGAUCCUUAAUUUGUCUGUUCUAAUGAAAUGUAAUAAAUGUUCUCAACAGUUGUUUGCACCGUUACCUGCCCAUAUUGUGGCUAUAUAAUCUUUAUUUUGAUUAUCUUUUUAAAUUGAAUUUUCUCAUUGGUAUUUUGCUUGAAUGUUUUACAUAAGAGAAAAUAUGCCCUGUGACAGUGCCAUUUCAUUAAAACAUUGAGCUAUAUAUCUGACACCAGUGACAUUAAAAUGUCUUGUCAAAUGUCUGGUCCCGUGUGUCUCAGUUGGUAAAGCAUGCCGCUUGCAACGCCAGGGUUUUAGGUUGAUUCCCACGGGGGACCAGUAAGAAAAUGUAUACAUUCAGUACUGUAAAUCGCUCUAGAUAAGAGCGUCUGAUACAUUUCUGAAAUGUAACCAAAAGAAACUGUCAAAGCGCUGGGAUGAUUCAAUUGUAUGUCCUUUUCUUAAUUUAUAUGUCAAUAAAAAGUUGCGCAAAAACAAAUUAAGUAAAACAAAAUCAUUUUUAAAACGAAUACCAACAUGUCUAUUUAUGUCAAUGCAUUCACUACUGUAAAUCGCUCUGGAUAAGAGCGUCUGAUAAAUUACUCAAAUGUAACUAAAAUAAACGGUCAAAGUGCUGGGAUGAUUCAAUUGUAUGUCAUUCUCCUAAUUUACAUGUCAAUAAAAAAAACGAAUACCAA
Oncorhynchus keta (chum salmon) is the source of this 7779-nucleotide messenger RNA. Its product is annotated as phosphatidylinositol 4-phosphate 5-kinase type-1 gamma-like. The record is from RefSeq and is a predicted model, not a curated record. Gene Ontology annotation, molecular function: phosphatidylinositol kinase activity. NCBI's taxonomy places the organism in Eukaryota, Metazoa, Chordata, Actinopteri, Salmoniformes, Salmonidae. Gene Ontology annotation, biological process: phosphatidylinositol metabolic process. The transcript has 18 exons. The coding region runs from base 656 to 2842 and encodes 728 amino acids.